This is a messenger RNA of Acanthaster planci (crown-of-thorns starfish), 4402 nucleotides long. RefSeq names its product lutropin-choriogonadotropic hormone receptor-like. Gene Ontology annotation, biological process: activation of adenylate cyclase activity; adenylate cyclase-activating G protein-coupled receptor signaling pathway; hormone-mediated signaling pathway. The record is from RefSeq and is a predicted model, not a curated record. Lineage: Eukaryota; Metazoa; Echinodermata; Asteroidea; Valvatida; Acanthasteridae. Gene Ontology annotation, molecular function: protein binding; G protein-coupled peptide receptor activity. Gene Ontology annotation, cellular component: plasma membrane.
UGUCACUCCAGGCCGUAAUAUACCAAGCAGUCUGCUCCAGUCAUCUCCGCUUCCGUCGGGAGGAACCGUUCGCCGUGUGCAGCACCGGAGACGAGUCAGCGUCGUGACCCUCGUACCGCUAACCUUCAAAUGCUGCCUGCCCUUUGUAAGGACGCGUCUGGCACUAUGCUUACCUUUGUUAACCGAGGAGCAAUAUCACUGAUUACGGCUGGUUUUGUGGUGUGCUGUUUUCUUACCGCAAGUUCUGCAAACGUUCCUUGUACGUCGGAUAGCUACCACUGCAUGGACGGAGGCGGGCGCUGUAUCCGGCCCAGUCUUGUCUGUGACGGAGCCAAAGACUGUGCCGGCGGAGAUGAUGAAUUUUUCUGUCAAACUCCGGAUGAUGGUUGCAGCAUGGGAAGAACUCUGUGCGCAACCGACGACGCAUGCGUCAACAUGACAGCGGUGUGUGAUGGGACAGAUGACUGCCCCGGACACGGGGAUGAACUAGGAUGUGGCGAGCCAUGUCCGCCCCAGUGCCUAUGUGGCGGCUACAACCUCCUCUGUUACGGUGUGCCCUGGGAUGCAGCCUCGGCUAGUUGGGUUUCCAGGGACACGGUAAACCUCUUAGCGAUAAAUCUGGGAGAAUUCCAUUCCAAUACCAGUCAAGCCGGUACCAGCAGGGGCGGUGGUGCAUCACAGUCCGUGAAAGAAAGUAUCCAUCUAGACUUCACAGAGUUCAAGCACCUCAGGAUCUUAACUCUUGUGAGUGAUAAAAUUGGGUACCUCGACGAAGAUUCAUUUCCAGGCUUAAAACACGUCCACACUUUAUUACUGUACAGUAACGAUAUCACGACUGUUCAACCAAGAAGUUUCCGCGACAUGUCGGCAUUACAAGUUUUGUUUCUUUCCCAAAAUACUAUCGCAGACCUACCCGUUGAAGCAUUUUCCGGAUUGAGCAGUCUCCAGCAACUUCACCUCAACAAAAAUGCCGUGAGGAGGCUGCCUGCUGAUGCCUUUUUACCGCUUCGGUCUCUAGACAGACUGAAUUUGAUGGACAAUGAAAUCGACACGAUCGAAUACGGCGCCUUCCGAGGUCUUCGAAAUCUCAAACAUCUAUUUUUGAGCAGGAACAACAUAACGGAACUGAUCCCUGGCGUGUUCGAGCCACUCAUACAACUUAAAGCACUGCAUCUUGAUCUGAAUAAUCUCGUCUUUUUGAGAAACGGCACUUUCAGCGGCCUUUCCGAGCUCGAGUAUUUGGAUCUCUCAGAAAAUCCAAUCAUUGCAAUCGAGAAAGGCGCUUUUGCAGGCUUGUCGGCUGCAAUGAACGAACUCUACAUGGUUCAGAUGAAGACGGAUAUUGCAGAUCUGGAACGCGGCAUGUUCGACGGGUUAGAGUCCCUUUAUUCGUUUUCAGCUGAUGAUCACCGGCUUUGUUGUCUGCUCAGUGCCAGCACAGAGUGCCACACUCCUCCGUCACCCUUUGCCACCUGCGAGGGCCUCCUUCGCCAGACCGUUCUCCGCGCCUUCAUAUGGAUCCUAGGUCUGAGUGCCGUGGUGGGCAAUGUCUUCGUGAUCUUUUGGCGCCACAGGCAGAGGCACACGGAACCGCACAACCGAGUCCAGAUCUUCCUGAUCCUCAACUUGGCCGUGGCUGACCUGCUGAUGGGCAUCUACAUGGUCAUGAUAGGCAGUGCGGACCUGCACUUUGGCCAGGACUACUUUCUGCACGCGGUCUAUUGGCGCUCAGCACCCCUCUGCAAGCUGGCUGGCGUCAUAUCCGUGGCCUCCAGCGAGGCGUCCAUGUUUAUUAUCACCGUUAUCAGCGUGGAUAGAUUCCUCUGUAUUGCCUUCCCUUUCGGCAACUUUCGGCUGCGCGUUCGUUCCGCUCGGGUCACCGUGGUGAUCACAUGGGCGCUGUCAGGCUUCUUGAGUCUCCUACCGAACGUCAUCGAGAAGUAUGUCCCAGGUUUUUACGGCCUGUCAGACGUUUGCGUGGGAUUGCCACUGGCUACUAAGUCGGAUUACAAGGCGUCUUGGCUUGAAACGGACAACUUGACCUUCGCGUUUGUCUUCGACGAAAUGGAUGAGAAGACGCCGGCCUCCUAUUACGCCAUUUUCAUGUUUAUUGUCGUGAGCCUCAUUUGCUUUGUGAUCAUUCUGGUGUGCUAUGUCGCCAUUUUCGUGUCCGUCAAACGCUCAUCUAAGGGCGCCACCAGGAGGCGGGAUCGAGACGAGGAAAUCAAAAUGGCAGUCAAGAUGGCGCUGAUCGUCGGCACUGAUUUCGCCUGCUGGAUGCCAAUCAUAAUAAUGGGACUUCUGUCGCAGACUGGAGCCGUCACGAUUCCAGUACAAACCUACGCCUGGACAAUGGUCUUUAUUCUCCCAAUCAACUCGUCCAUCAACCCCUACCUGUACACCAUAUCGACCUUGAUGACCCAGCGGUAUCAACUACGCAAACGAAGCGCAGAUGUUUCUCAGACGGCACCCCUUACGACCGGUGGCGGCAAUCUGAGUACCCAGCGUAGCUCUGUGAGCGCAAUCCCACCGACCUGCGUGGAAAGCACGUCACAAGACAUUCCGAUGAUUGUCAAAACCUAAUUGCUGACUCAAUCCGUCUCGAGCAGAAGCACCCCCUCAUCGGUUGAAAAAAGCCAUAUGGUCGGGAGUGUUCAUUUUGUUGGUAGCGAUGCGACUGCAAUGCGUGCAUUUGAAACUCGUUUGUGAACCAGCGAAGUGUCAGUCCGACCAAAGGAAGAAGUUGUAGGAAAAUUGCGCCCUCUCUUUGACUAGCUGGAGGCUCAUACAGCUGAGGUAAGCAUUCAGAAAGCGCUCCUCGAAACGGACGGAGGGUGGUUAAACUUCGCUUUUUUGCAAAGCACAAAUUCAGGAGCAGCCUUCACAAAAUGUCUUCAAAGUAUCAUCAUGAAACAGUGCGCCCUGAAUAGUUAUGGUUGAACAUCACCUCUGCGCUAAAAAUGGCUCACAGGCCCCCUGACUGGUUACUUUCAAGAAGCAAUGGUGAAAGUUUUCUGCCAUAUCUAUCAUAUCCCCCCCAACGUUCUGACUUGACUGAUCUAUAAUGAAAAUCAGUGUGAUCCGAAGCCGUUUAAUAACUGUCUUUAUUUCUAUACAUAUCGUCUGGAAGUAAUAUGAGCGACCAGUGAUCAAUGUAAAAAUAAUUGAGCUAUAUAGAAAUGACAGAGUAAAAAUAAAGUACUGGACCACCUCAGUAUUGGUACUUACUUGGAAACGUCCCAAAAACGUCCCAAGUCAUGUAUUGGUUUGAUGAACAGUACCAAUGAAAUUCCUCCAUUAAUUAAGAAACAUGAAUUUUCAAAUAAAUGUCUCGUCUCUACCCUCUUCCUCCGUCCUGCCUCUUCGGUUGAUUCAAAAAUUACCGCUUCUUAUGUUCCCGUAACGUCAUUGGUGCCCGUUUACAUAAACGGGAAAACAGGGAAGCCCGCCUGCAUGACAUAGAACACAAUAGUUUCCUAUGGCAUUUUGUACACUGAGAGCGGACAGACAGUGCGACCUGAGCGAUUUUUCAAGGGUGCCAUGCCGAGACAGUGCGAUCUUGCCAAUCAUCGGUCUCGGUUGGUAUGACGUCAUUGACUUACCCGCUUGGUACACCUUCAGUGGGAGAGUGCCCUUGUUACCAGAGCAUCUAGGUCGAAACUUCCUACUCACCGGUUUUUCAGAACCACAUUUCUCCUCCAAAACUCCCUUAAGGCCGGUUCAUACUUCAGGCGAAAGCGAAGCGAAUCUGACGUCACGACAAAUUUGCAGGUCAUUUUCGCUUGAACUGAAACUGGGUUCAACUUUUACAAAUUCUCAAUGCCAAUAUUUGACCUGCCCUCACAAAUUCGCGUGAGUUUUCGCUUUCGUGGCAAGUAUGAACCAGCGUUUAUGUGGUGCAUUCGCAAGCCUCAUGCUGUACCUCAAGUCCUGAGCAAUUAUUGUGGAGAGUAUAAAUAAGUUGCCAGCGAAGCUGCUCUCAACCUACAAUUGCAAAAAUAUUACUUUUCGUCAUAGCUUUCCAUUAUUGACUGAGCUGCGUGAUGAAUGGCAAUUAAUUUGUGGCCUGAAGUCCAGAGCCCUCACAUCAAGUAAAAAUUGCGGUUGAUGAACAGCCCCCAAAACAUCACAGGCCUAGAGCAUCAAUAGACCUGCAGUAGGUCUUCGGCAGGAACAACGGCCAUGCACCCGGAGCUAAUGUAGUGCUUAAUAGAAUUGUAGUUCUUUGUGGUGUUGUCUGUUUGAAUUUAAAUAUUUACCAAAGUGUCAUUUGUAAUUAACUCAAUGGUAUCUCAACUUUAACAUCGACUAAAAGCGAUUUCGUUCAUCAAAAUGAAGCUUUAGUUAUUACCCUUGAGUUCGUUGAUAUGCGGGUCAACAAUAAACUCAAAUAAGGUCACUA